AUGGACGUGAUCCCUUCGACUACCCCGGAGGAGGCCGUGCGCAACUCCGCGAAGAGAACCGCUGAGUUAUUCGGCGCUGAAUAUCUCAUGGUUACGCCUUCCGUCGCGAACGGAUCGAUUGGCGUUUCCUACCGACGAAAAACAGAAUAUGAAGACGUGAAGGAGCUCCCGCCCGCUCUCGCCGAAAAACAAGCACAAGCAGCCGCUGCGCGCUCGAAACGACCUAAGAUCAGUGCGAAACCACAGGGUGAGGGCGGCGGUGAUAAAAGUGGCGCGUCUACGGCUCUUGUACGGAGAGGAGGCCGCGGGCCGUCUGCGGGCGGUGCUGCCGGAGAAGAUAAGCCCACGAGUUUGAUACAGAGGCCGUCAGCUACUCGGCAACAACCGCCUGAGUGGCAUGCACCAUGGAAGUUGAUGAGAGUUAUCUCGGGACAUCUGGGUUGGGUGCGGGCUUUGGCCGUGGAACCGAAUAACGAAUGGUUUGCUAGUGGUGCUGGUGAUCGGACGAUUAAGAUUUGGAACCUGGCGACUGGUGCAUUGCGGUUGACUCUUACGGGACAUAUUUCGACUGUUCGUGGAUUGGCUGUGUCGCCGCGACACCCGUAUCUCUUCUCGUGCGGUGAGGAUAAGAUGGUCAAAUGCUGGGAUUUGGAAACGAACAAGGUAAUUCGCCAUUACCACGGUCAUCUCAGUGGUGUCUACACACUUGCCCUCCAUCCACGACUUGAUCUGUUAGUCACUGGUGGUCGAGACGGUGUCGCGCGUGUUUGGGAUAUGAGAACUCGAAGCAACGUCCACGUCCUAUCUGGUCACACCGGCACAGUCGCAGAUCUAGAAUGCCAGGAAGCCGACCCCCAAGUCAUAACCGGAUCUCUAGACUCAACCGUCCGCCUUUGGGAUCUCGCGGCCGGCAAAUCCAUGGGUGUCCUCACGCACCAUAAAAAAGGUGUCCGAGCCUUAGCAACCCACCCCCGAGAGUUUACUUUCGCAUCAGCUAGCACCGGAGCCAUCAAACAAUGGAAAUGCCCUGGUGGUGAAUUCAUGCAGAACUUCGAGGGUCAGAACUCCGUCAUUAACACACUUUCCGUCAACGAAGACAACGUCCUUUUCUCUGGUGGAGACAACGGCUCCAUGUCCUUCUGGGACUGGAAGACCGGCUACCGCUUCCAGAACAUCGAAACAACUGCCCAACCGGGUUCACUGGAGGCCGAAGCUGGUAUCAUGGCUUCUACAUUCGAUCGAACCGGACUGCGUCUGAUCACUGGUGAGGCGGACAAGACGAUCAAGGUCUGGAAGCAGGAUGAUGAGGCUACUCCAGAAACCCACCCUGUGACAUGGGCUCCGACGCUGGGGCGACAGAGGUAUUAG
This is a messenger RNA of Aspergillus puulaauensis, 1368 nucleotides long. RefSeq names its product WD40 repeat domain-containing protein (gene PRP46). Gene Ontology annotation, cellular component: precatalytic spliceosome; catalytic step 2 spliceosome; Prp19 complex. Bases 1 to 1368 code for a protein of 455 amino acids. Lineage: Eukaryota; Fungi; Ascomycota; Eurotiomycetes; Eurotiales; Aspergillaceae. Gene Ontology annotation, molecular function: protein binding. The record is from RefSeq and is a predicted model, not a curated record. The transcript has a single exon. Gene Ontology annotation, biological process: mRNA splicing, via spliceosome.